AUGUGUGAAGUUCAGAUGAAAUUACAAACAGCGUUCUUCGAACAACAACAAGAACGAGCAGAAGCGCAAAUGAAAAUGCAACAGAGCUUCUUUGACAAACAGCAUAGCCUGAAAGUUAAAAGUGAGAAUACAGUCAAGUUACCUAAGUUAGACAUGAUUUCCUUUAACGGAGAUAAACUCAAAUGGACUGAAUUCUGGGACUCAUUCUCCAGUGCUGUACAUGAAAACGACAAGCUGUCAUCAGUUGACAAGUUCAACUAUCUAAAGGGAAAGCUCUAUGGUGAAGCCCGAAGUGCUAUCGCUGGAUUGGUUAUGUCGAAUGAAAACUACAACAUUGCUAUCCAAAUUCUCAAGGAAAGAUUUGGAGAUCAGCAAGACAUUAUAGAUUUGCAUUAUAAGGGACUGGUGAAUGUUGCGUCCCCUAGGGAUACGACUGAAAGUUUGCGACUUUUCUACGACAAAAUACAAAAACACUUGAGAAGUUUGGUGGUUAUGCAUGAGAAUUUGGAGCAACAAGUUUUCGUGUCAAUCAUUCGGAGCAAACUGCCAAGUGAAGUUCUUAUGCAUCUUGAAAUACAGAAAGGCUCAGACAACAAGUGGACAUUAACUAAGCUUUGUGAAUUGCUCCGACAGUAUAUUGUGUCAAAAGAAAAGUCGGACAAACCCAAACCCAGUCAACGCUAA
This is a messenger RNA of Mercenaria mercenaria, 684 nucleotides long. RefSeq lists its product as uncharacterized. NCBI's taxonomy places the organism in Eukaryota, Metazoa, Mollusca, Bivalvia, Venerida, Veneridae. The coding region runs from base 1 to 684 and encodes 227 amino acids. The transcript has a single exon. The record is from RefSeq and is a predicted model, not a curated record.